AUUUGAUGAAUCAAACCUUUAUUCAUCGUUAAAUUGAAAAAUGAACUGAAGUUUUAUAAUCUAUGAUGUAAUUUCUCCGUGGAAGAAGAACUUCAAGCUUUUCGCUUUCAACGUUCAGACUACCUCUUCACUCUUCAGGUCUCUCAUACUCUACCCAGUCUGUGUCUCUGUUUUUGUCGACAUGCCCAACCACCAGCACCUCCAGGUCGUGCUCCGUCCCAACCAAUCUUCCCCUUCGAGCUCCUUCACCUCCAAGGUCCUCCUCCUUCUCACUCUGCUACCUCUCACGCUCGCCACCUUGGCCUUUGUCCUCCAAUGGCGUGGUGGGAUCACCGACCCCACCACCCGCUGGUCCCCACCUGGGUCCCAACACCUGUUCCCCGGGAUGGACCCCUCCCCUCUCUCCCCCACUGCCCACCACUCUUCUCCCUCCGACUGCGUCAGCCUCGGUCGCGGCGCUUCCCCUUCGUUCCCUUACUAUCACGGCUGGAAGUUCGACUACGGGUCCAAUCUGAGGCCUAAGAUAUGUAUUACGACGAGUACAUCAGCUGGCUUGGAGCAGAUUUUGCCAUGGAUGUUUUACCACAAGGUUAUUGGAGUCUCAGCCUUUCUUCUUUUUGUGGAAGGAAAGGCUGCAUCUCCCGACGUGUCUAAAGUUCUGGAAUCUAUCCCUGGAGUCAAAGUGAUAUAUAGAACGAAAGAGCUGGAAGAACAACAGGCUAAGAGCCGGAUUUGGAAUGAGACAUGGCUUUCAAGCUUCUUUUACAAGCCAUGCAAUUAUGAGCUGUUUGUGAAGCAAUCUCUCAAUAUGGAGAUGGCAAUUGUAAUGGCACGGGAAAGCAGUGUUGAACGAGAGGAUAUUAAGGAACCUUUUACAGAGGUGUCAAUGUUCAAGAGGAAUUAUGACCAUCUUCCAAAGGAUGCAUAUUUUGGCAUGUACAAAGAAUCGACUCGUGGUAAUCCAAACUACUUUUUGACUUAUGGAAAUGGGAAAUCAGCUGCUCGGAUUCAAGAUCAUCUUCGUCCCAAUGGUGCGCACAGAUGGCACAAUUAUAUGAAAUUCCCGAAAGAAAUUAAAUUGGAGGAGGCUGCUGUUCUACACUACACAUAUGCCAAGUUUUCAGACUUGACCUCUAGGCGUGAUCGAUGUGGCUGCAAGCCUACAAAGGAGGAUGUCAAAAGAUGCUUUAUGUUGGAAUUUGACAGAUCUGCAUUUAUAAUUGCUUCAACAGCAACAGAGGCGGAAAUGCUAAACUGGUACCGGGAACACAUUGUGUGGGGUGACAAAGAUAUAAAAAUGAAACUGCUGAGGAAGGGUAUAUUAACUCGCAUAUAUGCUCCCAUGGCCAUAAUACAAGGCUUGCGGGACUCCGGUAUCUUCAGCUCUAUUAUUGCAUCUGCCCCAACGAAUCUUUCAAAGGGGAAAUUUCUUUCAUCCAUUGGGAGUAGUAACUCGUCUAGAGCUGCUGCCUCUGAAUCCUUUCCAUCAAGAAGGAUUGGUAGAGGCAGAGAGUAUCAAGCUACUGUUAGGAUUGGUAGAGGCAGAGAGUAUCAGGCUACUGUUAGGAAGGUCUUGAAAAUUGAAUCUGCUUCAUGUUAUGAAGCAGCUGUUCCACCAUUGUCCCCGCCAGGAAUGGAUGAUGACCCCCUCAUCGUAGAAGUGUGAUAUAUCCCGUAGCAAGACUGAUUGCUUCUACUUGUUUUGGAUGGUUUGUUGCUCUUGUCUACUCACGUCAAGGAACUCAUCAGGAGAGAAGAAAUGAGCAAGUCGGGUUAUGUUUGGUUCCCCUGGUUUAUCCUGAUCACCAUCCAAGCACGAUAAUACAGUCAUAAUUCAGAACUAAUUAUUUACAGCUUGACAAUUUAGUAGACUUUUCAAGUACUUGAAGAAUAGUAAAUGUAUAGAAAGGUUAGAAUUCAUGGUCAAGCCUUUAUUUGGCUGCUUGAGCACAGCACAGGCAGAAAUCACUGUCGGAUAUUCGUGUAUGGAAUUUAGAAUGUUGACAGUGUUAAUAUAUAUUUUCAGAGGCCCUCACAUUUGAGGUAAAUUUGGUGUUUUGA
This is a messenger RNA of Juglans regia (Persian walnut), 2061 nucleotides long. Its product is annotated as glycosyltransferase-like KOBITO 1. Gene Ontology annotation, biological process: cellulose biosynthetic process; response to abscisic acid. Lineage: Eukaryota; Viridiplantae; Streptophyta; Magnoliopsida; Fagales; Juglandaceae. The coding region runs from base 182 to 1666 and encodes 494 amino acids. The record is from RefSeq and is a predicted model, not a curated record. The transcript is spliced from 10 exons.